Molecule: messenger RNA, 441 nt
Organism: Funneliformis mosseae
Lineage: Eukaryota; Fungi; Glomeromycota; Glomeromycetes; Glomerales; Glomeraceae
Source: the annotation of a GenBank genome assembly
AUGAAGUCUCCUUCAUUCCAUAACCCGUGUAUUCAAGUCACGAAUAUUAAAGUUUGGCUUUAUGACUUUGAAGAGACUGUAGAUAAAGGCCUUAAAGAAUAUGCAUUUGUAACGAUGAAUAUUAAUGCAGACUUUACUCCAAUUUUCACAUUUAAUACCAAAGCCAUCUUUGUAUCAGUUGUUGUUGAAUACGAAACAACUUCUUAUAAUCGAAAUCAAAUAAUUCUGUGGUCAACCACGAUAACGAAUUCAUCUACAGCCCGAAUAAAAUCGCAUAAAACAUUAAAUAGAUAUAGCUUUUAUGAUAUUACACCAAGUUUUAAUGGAGUUAAUGGAACUUAUACGUUAGAAUGGAAUGUCAUACCAAUAGUUGGAAUGAUAAAGUAUGGUCGUGCCGAUUCGAAUGAAGAAAAGUUCACUUGUGCUUUCCCGAACAUUUGA